AUGACCAUGAGCUCGGUGGCCGAGACCCUGCUGGGCUCCGACCCCUCCAAAGCCGCGUUCCUGGAGCUCGGCCCCCCCCAGCACUACCCCCUGCACGGCCUCCCCCAGCACGACCCCCCGCCCUUCUCCUCCUACGGCCGCCCCGGACACUUCCCCUACCCCAGCGGGGCCCCCCCGCCGCCCCACGGGGGUCCCUUCCUGCCCUACCCGCCCCCCGGCGCCCCGUACGCCCCGGCCCCCGGGGCCCGGCUGCACGACACAGCGCCCGAGAAGGCCCCGGCCGUGCCCCACGGGGAGCUGCGCCUCGCCGGGAAGGGCAAGAAGCUGCGCAAGCCCCGCACCAUCUACUCGAGCGUGCAGCUGCAGGCGCUGAACCAGCGCUUCCAGCAGACCCAGUACCUGGCACUGCCCGAGCGCGCCGAGCUGGCGGCACAGCUGGGGCUCACCCAGACCCAGGUGAAGAUCUGGUUCCAGAACAAGCGCUCCAAGUACAAGAAGAUCAUGAAGCAGGGCCCGAGUGGCCCCGAAGGGGAGCAGCCCCCGGCCAGCACCCCCGCCCUGUCCCCCUGCUCCCCCGGCCUCCCCCCGCUCUGGGACCUCCCCGGGCCCGCCAAGGGACCCCCGCUGGCCCCCGGGCCCUACAUCAACACCUUCGGAGCCUGGUACCCCCCGCACCCGCAGGACGGAGUCCCCAGGACACCCAUGAUGUGA
This is a messenger RNA of Poecile atricapillus (Black-capped chickadee), 711 nucleotides long. It is a transcript of the gene DLX4, whose product is annotated as distal-less homeobox 4. Gene Ontology annotation, molecular function: RNA polymerase II cis-regulatory region sequence-specific DNA binding; DNA-binding transcription factor activity, RNA polymerase II-specific. Gene Ontology annotation, biological process: cell differentiation; negative regulation of transcription by RNA polymerase II; embryo development. Bases 1 to 711 code for a protein of 236 amino acids. The record is from RefSeq and is a predicted model, not a curated record. The transcript is spliced from 3 exons. Lineage: Eukaryota; Metazoa; Chordata; Aves; Passeriformes; Paridae.